AUGGCAAAAGUGCAGGAGCGUCUCGCCGUGCUCAGCUUAAACAUCUUCUGCCGCCCUGAAGGCAUCCACAGCGGUCAGUGGUUCAAGACUGGCGACUACAAAGACUUGAGGGUAGCGUUACUGCUUCGUAAGAUGACCAAAUUCGACGUGGUGAUCCUCCAGGAGAUGUUCGAGGCCGGACCAAGACAGAAGCGCUUCGUGCGGGAAGCCUACGCCAUGGGCUUCCGCUACCACUGCGGAUCUGUGUGGCCGCGACUAUUGGACUCUCGUCUUAUUGAUGGCGGACUGUUGAUCCUCAGUCGUUAUCCGAUCGUGGAGCGCGACCAGCUCGCGUACUCGCAGGGCGCUGGAAGUGACGGAAUCUGUGCCAAAGGCGUGCUCUACGCUCGUAUCCAGUUAUCGCCAGACCUCUCAGACUCACUUCAUGUAUUCACUACACACACUCAAGCAGGUGACAACUACAAGGACUACAGUAUUCGCCUCGCUCAGAUCCAGGAGAUGCACCGUUUCGUUGCCAGAACGAUCCGAGACGACCCCGGAGUGCCUGUCCUCAUCACAGGCGACUUCAACCUCGACGCUCGACACGAUUUAGUACACGACUCGCAAACUGGGCUGGUCACAUCUACUCGGUGUCGAGAGAGCAAAGUGUACCAGCAACUUGUGGCGGACUUUGAGCGUGUGGUACGCGAGGCAAGGUUGAACUUCGCGAGGGUAGCGGGAAAAACUGUCGACGCAGACAACACAGCAGAGUCUCUGAUGAUCGACCUUAUGAAGCGAUGUGAUACUACCAAGCUUGGCGAUGAGAUCCACCCGAUCACGAAUGGUGACGGACAUUCGCUACUGUUUCAUAAGACAGACCCACUGUCUCUCGAGAAAGAUGGCAAGUGUAUCGACUACAUGUUCUUCUGUCCAGGGAUCAAUGACCAGACAACGCCCCCAGCAGUGCUAGUGUGGAGUCGGUAG
Messenger RNA from Phytophthora infestans T30-4, 963 nucleotides. RefSeq lists its product as uncharacterized. Lineage: Eukaryota; Oomycota; Peronosporomycetes; Peronosporales; Peronosporaceae. The record is from RefSeq and is a predicted model, not a curated record. Bases 1 to 963 code for a protein of 320 amino acids. Gene Ontology annotation, molecular function: sphingomyelin phosphodiesterase activity. The transcript has 3 exons. Gene Ontology annotation, cellular component: extracellular region; cytoplasm.